Molecule: messenger RNA, 669 nt
Organism: Lentinula edodes (shiitake mushroom)
Lineage: Eukaryota; Fungi; Basidiomycota; Agaricomycetes; Agaricales; Omphalotaceae
Product: P-loop containing nucleoside triphosphate hydrolase protein
Exons: 4
Coding region: 1-669 (222 amino acids)
Cellular component (GO): cytoplasm
Source: RefSeq, a predicted model, not a curated record
AUGUAUAUAGACGCAAAGGCUAGGCAAUUGGCAUUGGUACUGGUUGAAUUGCUAGCAAAUACAGGUAUACCUGCCUCUGGCAAAUCAACUUUUGCGGAUCUGUUGUAUAAAUACACCGAUAGUAUACUUCAAAAUGAUCCUCGAAACUCCGUCAGAGCUAUCCUCGUUUUACUCGAUGGGUGGCACCUUACUCGUGCCCAAUUGGACCAGUUUCCUGACCCCAAGCUUGCCCGAGACAGACGAGGCAGCCACUGGAACUUUGACGGUCCAAACUUACGCGAAGAAGUCCUGCCAGAGACAGAGCGUAUCAUAACGGCGCCUUCUUUUGACCAUGCAAUCAAAGAUCCUACGUCCCAUGCCGUGCAAAUUCAUCCCCAACAUCGUAUAGUCAUCAUAGAAGGUCUCUACACUGCUCUGGACGUCGAUUCUUGGAGAGAAGCCGCGCUUUUACUCGAUGAGCGUUGGUAUCUCGAACUAGAUUUCGAGGAAGCACAGAAACGGCUAGUCAACAGAAAUCUGGUUAGUGGUGUGGCCAAGGAUCCUGCAGAAGCAGUAUGGCGAGCAGAAGCAAACGGCAUGCCUAAUGGUAGAUUUCUAUUAACGAACACGGUGGAAGCAACGAGGGUUAUAACGAGCGUGGAGGAUCCUGUCCUCGCCCUACCUGCAUAA